CCGACCUCAGGCUUUCCUCCCCACUCAAGCACACCUGCCAAGAAGAAAACCCAGACUUGCUUUUUCUGGUAUCAUGAGACCUGUGCAAACACGGGGCCGAAAUGUCAUCUGUUGCAUGCCCUGCUGGCUGGGUAUGUGCAGCCGCCGAGAGGAUAUGUGCACAGAGCGGUUUGCACCAGAGAUUGGUGUCCUGGCGACUGGAUGUGGGAGCACGAGGAAGGGAUGGGUGAGUGUGAGAGGCCGUUGGGUGAGCCAUAUGGUCAAGUGGAAGACAACGAAGACGAGCACGAAGCUCAAGCAGAGGAUGAGGACGAGCGACGGGUCAACGACCGGGAUGAUGACAAGUAUGAGCGGAUGCAUGGGCUUGAGCGUGCCAGAAAGAAACGCGAGAUUGACGAGUGCUGGAAGAAGCAUACGCAGCAGCAGCAGGAAGACGGCGACGAUGAGCAGGAUGAACGGGAUGAACAGGAUGAGCAUGGGGAAUAUGGAAGUGAUGAUGUGGUCAUGGGAGAUUGCGACAGCGAUCUGGACCUGGGUCAUGAGGAAGGCGAGAUCAACGAGGUUGACGGAGAGUGGUACAUGGAGGGCGCUGCUGAUGCUUGAAACCAACCAACUCUUUCUCACAGGGUUUAACGGCUGUUCCACUGGACGGCGCGAUUUGAUAUCUCCACUCUUGCUUUCGAUUAGAUAGUCGGUUUGUGCCCUUGGAGCACAAAGCACAAAUGAU
Aureobasidium pullulans EXF-150 is the source of this 727-nucleotide messenger RNA. RefSeq lists its product as uncharacterized. The record is from RefSeq and is a predicted model, not a curated record. The coding region runs from base 202 to 603 and encodes 133 amino acids. Lineage: Eukaryota; Fungi; Ascomycota; Dothideomycetes; Dothideales; Saccotheciaceae. The transcript has a single exon.